GAUGUCCAGCCUUUCUCAACAGAGGUAUACUGCUUCUGUACAUGGAAGUGCAUAAAGAUGGAAUUGUAUUCGGCUCAGUUCUCAUUCUCUGCCGUAAAACAGCAUCUUAUAACUGAGCAAAAUCCAUAUUUUGACUUGGGAUCAAAGUCAGUUGCCUAAAACCUCUUCCAUGGCUGGCUGAGAUCGUGACGCUUGUGUUUUCCGACGGUUCAGUGUACGCAAACGUUCAUUCGCAAAAGUAUUCAAAACGCUGUAUAAAAUUAACCUUCAGGCUAUGUGAAUAAGGGUUUAUACAAAACGUAAAUGAAUGUUGGAUUUAGACCUGGGUACCUGCAUUUGCAUAUAGGUACAUAGCGCAUGAUCUACCUAUACGCAAAUACAGGUCUUUGAAAACCCAAAACUCUUCAUUUCAGAUAAAGGAGGCUCAACCUGAAUUCUUAUAUGUUGGGAAUGCAGUACUAUGUUUUGAAUACGCUUUGGGUUUGGACUUCAGAGAUGCUCAGACUUUAUGCCCAGAGCAAGUCAUAUGUUCUGUUGCACACUAUAAUUCACAACGAAAUCUUACACAUGUUUUGCCUUAAGAAAGAACCACUGUGAUUAAUCAGGCUAACACUUACUGUAUAUACUUGACUAUAAUGUCAAGUAUAUACAGUACAUGUAUAAGCCGAGGGCAGGUCUUGGGACCAAAAUGUAUGGAUUUUGAUGUGACCCAUGGAUAAGUCAAGGGUAAAACUUAGGGGCACAUAGCAAAGGAUGUGAAGGACGAGGCAAAGGAAAAACCGUGCCAAAAAAUGUACAAAAUCCCAGCAGGCAAAACUAUUUGUGUUCACAUCAAAUAGUAUAAGAGACUAGAUGGGAGUCAUUGCUUCCAGUACAAAUUAUGCUCCUCCUCUGUGGUUAGGGCAUCUGGUCACAUAUCCCCAUGUAUUGCAAAACCUGGAUUCUGGUCCGGAACUUAGGCUGGUCUUUGCGCAAGUUGCCGCGGCAAUUACCCGGACGGAGUGCUCCAUCUUUUAUUCCAGAAGCCCCCAUUGAAGACCUGUCAUGGAAGGAAGCCCGUUGCUCCGGCAACUGAGAGAGCAUCAGCCAGGACUGUUCCAUGUCGUCGCGGGCACCAUGUUGAGCCCUCACCGCCAGUCCGUACUGACCAAUGCGUGUGUCAAAGCCUUCGUGGACCCUGCCACCCGGGCGCCCGGCACCAUCUAUGAGCCCAAAGGUCGAGUCCGGCUCUUGGGCCUGUUGUCAGAGAGCAACCCUUCGCACCAGGAGGACUAUCUGGAUGCUGGAGAUGGCAUGCUGAUCUGCAUGAAGCGGACAAAGAAGAUGGCCCCCAGCUCAACAAAGAAGGGCUACUGUGAACCUAAAACCAAGGUCCCAAAUGUCAGUGACGCUUCAGACAAUGAGACAGAGCCAGACUCCAACAGGCAGUUGGUGUGCACCACUCCAGAGCCAAGCCAUGCCUCCACGGACCUUGCGCCACUGCUGGAGCCCACCAGACAGCCCCGACUGGGCUCCUUCCCCUUUAACUGGAUGUGGGAGAGCGUCUCCGUCAAAGGCCAGGCCAUGUACCAGGACAGUUCCCUAGCGAAGACCAAGAAGAAGAAUCCUCCCCGGGUGUCUGACCUCUCUAUCCAUCAACCUCCUGCCACACCAGAACCAAGCUUGGCCCCCACUGGUGGCAAGGACAAUAGCUGCUUGGAGAUCUGCAAGCCGUUGACUGGCACUGACAAUUCCCGGUUGAGGUCGAGGCACCAGAAAUGUUGCCAAUGUGGGGGUCUUCCUCCCGGGAGCCCUCUUGUGCCUCUCUACUGGAAGAUGGAGGCCCGGGCUGAUGCUCGGAAGCGCCAGUUGCGCCAAGAACGCCGGCAUUGGCUUCAACUCACCCAGCAGCUCCUAAGCCUUGAGGAGCAUCCCCCCAGGAAGGAGAAACGUCUCUCAGUUAAGCAGCUGGAGGAGAAACUACGAGCCGAACUUCUCUGCUUGGCUACAGAACCAGAGGAACCCAGUCCCCAGAAGGAGAACAAGAAAGGAAAGGGCCAGGACCCAGCGACCAAAGAGGAGAUGACCUUCAAGCCCACCAUCAACCGCAAGAUCCCCAACUUCAAGAACCUCCAGAAGCGCUUCCAGGACCAACUGGCCCGGAAAAAAGAGAAAGCAAAGCUGACCAUCUGCAAGCCCUUCCACCUUCACUCGACCAACAGUUCCCAGACACUUUCUGGGAAUGAGGACAAGCAGGUUGAAGAGGACCCCUUUUAUGAAGUCCAACAGCUCUGGGGCGUUCAGUGGCGGGCUCAUUCCUGCCCCGAUUUCAGCCCUCCGGUGAUGCACACCAAGGCAUCCGACAAACGUCAAGAGGCCAACAGGCUACUGAUAUUAGAAUGGGAACGCCGGGAGCGCCAGGAAAAGCGGAGGGCCGAGCUGCGCAGAGCCAAGCAGCAGCAAGUACAGCGCGAUGUGGCCAAGUGCUUGGCGACCUACCGGACUCAGGGCCGCUCCCCUAUGUCCAUCCAGAGACGGCGGGAAGAGCUCCGGAGACAGGAGAAGCAGCGCAUGGAAGAGUACACCUUGCAACUGCAAGAAAUCCAGGAACGAGUGGACAGCAGACCUUACCUCUUUGAAAGAGUCAUGCAGACUAACGCUCGCCAGGCUGUGGAGCGGAGAUUCUCACAAGUCCUGAGUGCUUUGGGCAUCAACGAAGAGAUGCUGUGGAAGAAUGCCACACGGCCAUUGACUGCCAGGUCCACAUCCAAAGCCAUGCAUAAGAGGACAGAGUCUUUAGAAGACCUUCCAGAACAUUUUCCAACGUCUUCAGAAGAUCUUGGAGAGCAAAAGGUUGGCAGACAGAAGACAAUGAGAUAGACAGUCAUUCUAUCUGGGAUCUGUAGCCACGAAGCACCUAAAAAUAAA
Molecule: messenger RNA, 2907 nt
Organism: Sceloporus undulatus (fence lizard)
Lineage: Eukaryota; Metazoa; Chordata; Lepidosauria; Squamata; Phrynosomatidae
Gene: TSGA10IP
Product: testis specific 10 interacting protein
Exons: 8
Coding region: 1045-2859 (604 amino acids)
Biological process (GO): cilium organization
Cellular component (GO): cilium; photoreceptor connecting cilium; ciliary basal body
Source: RefSeq, a predicted model, not a curated record